AACUUCUUUGCAGUAAGGGAAAAUACGGCUGACUCACUUCUAUAUGGAAUCGACUGGAAGCUGGAUUAGUCAACAGGCAGUCUUGGAAGCCUCUCACCUCAUUCAUCCUGCUUUGUCCAGUAUGAAGACAGGGAACCUAAACCAUGAAGAAGAACGUGACCGCUUCCAAGGAAAACUGUGGGUCAUCAUAGUUCUGCAGUUCUUUUUCGCUGUUUUGGGGAAUGGCUUUACAAUCUACCACUUUGUGGCUUGGGAACGCACCUGGCAUUCCGGCAUCAUCUACUCCUUCAACCUGGCGCUCUGUGACCUGUUCUAUGCCAUCUCCUUGUUGCCCUUGGCUGUUUACUAUUUUCCCCCCAAGGACUGGAAGUACGGCUUCAUUUUGUGCAAAUUGGAUCGUUUUGUCUUUUUUGUCAACAUGUACGGCAGCACCUUUUUCAUUGCUUGCAUCAGCCUGAACCGCUACAUCGCCAUUGUCCAUCCCUUCUUUGCCCAUGAGCGCAUCGAACCCUUCCAUGCCAAAGUUGUCAGCGGGGUGAUGUGGUUUCUCGCGAUAGCCAUCUCAGCCCCUGUCCUUUAUUUCUCCACCGUGGAAAGGAAAAACAGCACAAAAACUUGCUUAGGAAGUGCUCCUGCAUCAGAACUGCCUGCUUAUUGGCCAUAUAGCUGGUUCCUCCUGACUGUGGGCUGUGCACUGCCUUUUCUCCUGACUCUCUUUUCUUGUGUGGCCAUUGUUUGUGCUGUUAGACGCAGUCAUGGUACCACCAGGGAGGAAAAGAGUAAAGUGAAGAUACUGAUUUCUACAGUUGUGCUCCUUUAUGCCCUCUUUUACUUGCCUUUUCAUAUAUUUCGCAAUAUGAAUCUUUAUUUUCGUAUGAACCAAUACAACAUGCCCAUUUACUUCACCUAUCAAAUAACUAAAAUCCUAGUUCACUUUCAUGUUUGCAUCCACCCAUUCAUCUAUGCAGCUCUAGCUAAGAACAUGCCCAAAUGUUGCUGCAAAGGUUUACUGCGGCAGAAAGAGCUGCAAGAGAAAGAACAGAAUCUGGAAUUGCAACCAGCACCCUCCUAUGGCCACUGAAACCAGUGAUGAAAAUACAUUUGGCUACUAGUUAGUUUUGCUAUUCACUGACAAGCUGUCCACUGUAGUAUAUUUUCUACUGAAGGUAAAGAUUUCCCUGUCAGUCAUGUCCAACUCUAGGACACCGUGUUCAUCGCCAUUUCUUGGCCAAGGGAGCCAGCGUUGUCUGGAGACCAUUUCCAUGGUCAUGUGGCCAGCAUGAGUAUACGCCCAGCGUACGGAACACUGUUACUGUUCCACUGAAAUGGUACCUAUUUAUCUACUAGUAUUUGCAUGCUUUCGAAGUGUUAAGUGGGUAGGAGCUGGGGCAAGUAAUGGGAGCUUACCCCAUUGAGCCGAGUUCAGGUUUUGAACUUGGGCUGUCAGCUCUCAGCAUCUUUAACUGCUGAGCCAUCAUGCCUCCUGCUAUUUUCUACUACUUUCCCAUUAUUUAAUGGGACGUGCACUUUCAUCUUUGCUUUUUGAUAUUUAUGUGGAACCCCUGGCUUGUGCUAUUAGACUACAUGGAGUAGUACAUAGCUGAACAUAAACCGGUUCUCUUUAAGAUAACAUAGUGCCAAUUUCAAUCCUUUCAACCACAUAUUUUCCCACUCUUCCAUUUCUAUAUUAUAAUAACCAUAUUUUUAU
Molecule: messenger RNA, 1708 nt
Organism: Protobothrops mucrosquamatus (brown spotted pit viper)
Lineage: Eukaryota; Metazoa; Chordata; Lepidosauria; Squamata; Viperidae
Gene: P2RY11
Product: purinergic receptor P2Y11
Exons: 2
Coding region: 44-1081 (345 amino acids)
Biological process (GO): cellular response to ATP; G protein-coupled receptor signaling pathway; calcium-mediated signaling
Cellular component (GO): plasma membrane
Molecular function (GO): G protein-coupled ATP receptor activity; neurotransmitter receptor activity
Source: RefSeq, a predicted model, not a curated record